This is a messenger RNA of Mauremys reevesii (Reeves's turtle), 4093 nucleotides long. RefSeq names its product integrin subunit alpha 2b (gene ITGA2B). NCBI's taxonomy places the organism in Eukaryota, Metazoa, Chordata, Testudines, Geoemydidae. The record is from RefSeq and is a predicted model, not a curated record. Gene Ontology annotation, cellular component: integrin complex; external side of plasma membrane. Gene Ontology annotation, molecular function: integrin binding. The transcript has 30 exons. The coding region runs from base 19 to 3315 and encodes 1098 amino acids. Gene Ontology annotation, biological process: integrin-mediated signaling pathway; cell-matrix adhesion; angiogenesis.
AGGAGGGACGCCAGGACGAUGGCUGGAGCCCAGGGACCGUGGCUGCCGCUGCCUCCCCUCUGGCUCUGGUGCUGGGUCCAGGUGCUGCUGGCUCCCCCAGGGCUGUGGCCAGCGCGGGCCUUCAACUUGCACUCGGACCAUCCCACCAUCUACACUGGGCCCAACCACAGCUACUUCGGCUUCGCCCUGGACUUCUUCCAGGGCAGGAAGGGCGGCAUGAGUGUGGUGGUGGGUGCACCCCGGGCCAACACCUCGCAGCCUGGCGUGGUGGAGGCUGGAGCCGUGUACUUGUGUCCCUGGGCGUCCGGCAGGACCCGCUGCAGCAUCAUCGAGUUUGAUCCCAAAGGGGACCAGGCCGAGACCAAGGGAUUCCUCCAGCUGAAGACGUACAAGUCUCACCAGUGGUUCGGGGCGUCCGUGAGCAGCUGGGGCGGCAACAUUGUGGCCUGCGCCCCCCUGCAGCACUGGAAUGCCUUCGAGGGCAAGGCCCAGGCCACCCAGACACCCGUGGGCACCUGCUUCGUGGCCACCGAGGGGCUGAGCCGCUUCGCCGAAUACGCGCCCUGCCGCUGCCAGCACAUGGAGGCCAUCUACCGGCAGAGGAGCUACGCCAACGACAAGCGGUACUGCCAGGUGGGAUUCAGUGCCACCGUCACCCACGCUGGCAGGCUGGUGCUGGGUGCCCCGGGAGGAUACUACUUUGUGGGGCUGAUCUACUCGGUCAAUCUGUCGGCAGUGGUGUCCCACGCCCACGCCGGCGCCCUGCUCUGGUCCGUGGCCCCGGAGCAGGUCACGGAGGACAUGUACGAGGAGUACGAUGACGCCUACCGAGGGUACUCGGUGGCCGUGGGGGAGUUCGAUGGGGACCCUGCCACGCCAGAGUAUGUCGUGGGCGUCCCCAACAAGAGAACCACCUGGGGGGGGGUCGAGAUCUUCAGCGCUAGGAGGUCUCUGGUGCUGGUACAGAGCAUCCAGAGUGAGCAGGUGGCGUCGUACUUUGGUCACACGGUGGCUGUUGCUGAUGUGAAUGGCGACGGGAAGGACGACAUCUUGGUGGGGGCACCGCUCUACAUGGAGGGCCGCUCCGACCGCAAGCUCUACGAGGUGGGGCGCGUCUACCUGUACCUGCAGCGCCGGGGCCCCCACCCCUACCGGCAGCCCACGCAGACCAUGACCGGCACCGAGGUCUUCGGCCGCUUCGGCACAGCCAUCGCCCCGGCGGGGGACCUGGACCAGGACGGCUACGUCGACGUGGCGGUGGGGGCUCCGUUCGCCGGGAGCGGCCGUGUGCUCAUCUUCAGGGGGUUCAGCGAGGGGCUCCGCACGCCGGCCUCGCAGGUGCUGGAGAGCCCCUUCCCCGGCCGGGCUGCCUUCGGCUUCUCCGUGCGCGGCGCCACCGACAUCGACGCCAACGGGUACCCAGAUGUGCUGGUUGGGGCGUUCGGCGCCAGCAAGGUGGCCGUGUACAGAGCCCAGCCCGUGGUGGUGGCCAGUAGCCAGCUGUUAGUGCCAGAUGUGCUGAACCCCGAGGAGAAGACCUGCACUGUCGACAGGAGCCCUGUCAGCUGCUUCCCCGUCCAGCUGUGCGUGCGCAUCAGGGGGAAGAGCCUCCCGGAGAGCAUGAGGCUGGCCGCCGACCUGCAGCUGGACCGGCUGAAGCCCAAGUCGGGGCGAAGGGUCUGGGAGCUGCAGACGCACCAGGCAGACCGGAGACUGGAGCUGCAGCUAUCAAGGGCGGUGCCACUCGCUUGCCAGAAUCUCACAGCCUACCUGCGGGACGAGGCUGAUUUCAAGGACAAGCUGAGCCCCAUCGUUGUGAGCCUGGCGCUGACCCUGGCAGCUGGGCUGGGCACCGAGGAGCUGGGACUGGUGCUCUAUGGGCAGACGGUGGUUCAGGAGCAGACACGAAUCGUGCUGGACUGCGGCGAGGACAACGUCUGCGUCCCAGAGCUGCGCCUUGCCGCCCGCACGCCCGUGGCCCAGCUGUUCAUCGGGGCUGAGAACGUGGUUCAUAUCCUGGCUGAUGCCACCAACGCGGGCGAAGGCGCCUUCGAGGCCGAGCUGCGGCUGCAGCUGCCACGCGACGCCCACUAUCAGAAAGCCACCAGCAACCUCCAGGGGCUGGAGAAGCUGAUCUGUAACCUCAAGAAGGAGAACGAGACACGUGUGGUGAUCUGCGAGCUGGGGAACCCCAUGAAGAGUGGGACCAAGAUCGCUGUGGACAUGGCGCUCAGCGUCAGUAACCUGGAGGACGCCGGCGACACCAUCGAGUUCCAGCUGCAGCUGUGGAGCAAGAAUAGCCACAGCCCCCACAGCAACAUGGAGCGGGUGCAGAUCCCCAUCAAGGCCGCCGCGCUGCUGGACCUGCGAGGGAAUUCGCUGCCAGCCACCGUGGUGCUGCCACUGGCGGGCUGGGAACUGGCGGAGGGCAGCCGCCGGCUGGAGGACCACGGGCCCAAGGUGGAGCACGUCUAUCAGCUGCACAACCAGGGCCCUGGCACCGUGAGCCAAGCGGAGCUGCGGGUGGAGUUCCCGAACCAGUUCCAGGGCGACUUCUUGCUGUACAUGAUGGAGCUCAGCACAGAGGGGAGGAUCAACUGCUCCAGCCCCACGGGGCUCAACCCUCUGGGGCUGGAGGGCCAGAAACCAACGGCCUCCCCUGGCCACAACAUGAGCUACCAGCUGGUCCACAGGCGGGAGCGACGGGAGGCGGACAAGGCCGAGGCAGGCCCAGGCACUCUCAGGGAGCCCACCCUGGUGAACUGCAGCAGCCAGGCCUGUGUGGCCGUGCUGUGCAAGGUGGAGAUGCUGGAGAGGGACCAGCGGGCCAUGGUGACUGUCCACUCCGUCCUGUGGAUGCAGAGCGUCAGGAAGGUGGGGACGCGGCCGGUCAGGAUUUUCCCAGCCACUCGCCCGUUCGCUGACGUGACAGGUUUUGUCGACCCUGGUGCAGAUUUGACCAGGCCAAGGCGAGAGUCCCUUGGAAACCUGCCGCGGCCCCAUGACCAGUUCAGCAUCCAGUCGCAGGCCUGGUUCAACGUCUCCGCCAUGCCCUACCACAUCCAGCCCGAAGUGCUGCCCAGCGGACACGCCACGGUCCACACGGAGGUGGUGCGGGUGAGCCCGGAUGCGGAGAAGGAGAUUCCCACCUGGUGGGUGGUGCUGGCUGUGCUGGCCGGGCUCCUGCUCCUGGCCCUCUUCAUCUGCGCCCUGUGGAAGAUGGGGUUUUUCAAGAGAACCCGGCCGCCCAUGGACGACCAGGAGGAGCUAACGAGUGAUGAGACAGGGGAGCCAUGCACAGGGAGGGGCCAGUAGGGGGGGGCCUCCCAAACUGGUCCCCUCCUUGCGCUCCCGUCCCUACCUCCUGCACAUGCAGCCCAUGCCUGGGGCCUGCGCCAGCCAACCGGACAGGCAGCUUUUCCUGUAGUGUGCACACCCUGCCCCACACCAGCUGAGGCUCCCCAGCGGUCUCCCCUCCCAGCCAAGGGGCCCGGGCCGUACCCUGUGGCAGGCUGUGUCCUGGUACCAGAGCAGGCACGGGCAGGGCUGGCCAGAGGAAAGUUCCCCCCCCCCCCCGCCAUGCCAACAGCUCAGCCCCAGGAUCUCAGUCCUGCCCCUGGCACUCAAGGGGGAGCUGAGGCAGCAUCACAGAAUCCAAGGCCAGAAGGGGCUGUUGGAUCAGCUCGUCUGCCCCCAGCACAGACCAGGCCCCCGGUGCUGAGCCCAGAGCUGGCAGAGACCAGGAGAGACCGAGCAGGGAAUUGACGAGGAGACAGAUCCACCCCCAGGGCUUCAGAGGUCCCUGCCCACCGUGGCAGAGCCUGCUGCCCAGCCCCACGCAGCCGGGUGCCCUGUGAGCAGCCUCCUCCUAGCACCACGCCGAUUUCCACCUCUUGCAGAGGCUGAUCAGCCCUGGGGGGUGGUCAAACAGCUGCCGAGCCCCCCCCCCUUGCAGGGCAGAGCACCAAGCCCCCAGCUGCACCCUUGGGGGAGACAUUCCCCCCACACUGCUCCUGCAUCACGGGCCCCGCUCCUGGCCAGGGGAGCAGGGAAUUGUAGCCUCCCUCCUGCUGCUUCCUGCUGUGCAAUAAAC